CCAUUUACUUUUCAUCACCCAUAGGUUUAUCUCAAACACUUAAAUUAGAGAUUAAGUUACGUUUAUUAGUGGAAGAUGGUAAUGAAUCUUUCAAUUUCAAACAAGACGACGGUUGUGAGGUUAAUCAGUUUGUUUUGGGAAAACACUAAUUAGGUGUGUGACAUGAUGGAAAACCCUCUGCACAUGAUGACUUUUCAAUUUUCUCAUUCUCAUCAUCCUCCUUCUUCUAUUUAUCAUCACCCUGCCAAAUAUCUUCACAUCACCAACUCUCACCAAACCAUGCUCCUUCCGUUUCAUCACAUGAAUCGUAUUGCUAGUAAUUUUACGAAAACACAAAAAACGUGAUGAACCAAAAAUAAGUUAGUUAUAGAGAGAGAAAGUUAGUGAGAGAAACCAAAAAUAUUCACCAUGCCAUUUACCAAACGAGUUUCAGAUUUUGAUUGGCGAUUCGUCGUGUUUAUAAUUUUUCCAGUUUCUCUGGUUAUUUUCUUCUCUUUCAAUUUAAACACCUUUUCAUCUUUUUACCCGGUUCAGAAUUUUCUCUUCAACCUUCCUUUUGGUGGUGGCGGUGGUGUUCGGAAAGAUGAGUUGCUCCGGUCGAGAAUGGCAGUGUGUUUGGUCGGCGGUGCGCGGAGGUUCGAACUCACCGGACCUUCCAUAAUACAGAAUAUACUCAAGGAGUACCCGAAUUCAGAUCUCUUCCUGCAUAGUCCGUUAGACAAUGACGCAUUCAAAUUCUCGCUGUUGAAGUCUGCGCCGAACGUCGCCGCCGUGAGAAUCUUCCACCCUCAGCCGUUGCCGGAGAACGAGUCGUAUGCUCGAGUCCUCACGGCGCAUAACUCGCCCAAUGGCAUCCAGGGACUUAUUCAAUAUUUUAACCUCGUGGAAGGAUGCUUAACCAUGAUAAAAUCACAUCAAGAGAGAAACAACUUCACGUACGAUUGGAUAAUCAGAACUCGAGUAGAUGGGUAUUGGAAUGCUCCAUUGAGACCUGAAAACUUUGUUCCGAGUCAGUACCUGGUCCCAUCCGGAUCCUCAUACGGUGGACUCAACGAUCGUUUAGGAAUUGGCGACCUUAGAACUUCAACGGUGGCCAUGUCACGACUCUCUCUCAUUCCCGCUUUAGACUCUGCCGAUUUCACGGAGCUCAACUCCGAAGCAGCCUUCAAAGCCCAACUCACCACGCAGAAGGUGAGCUACCUCACAAACCGCCUCCCUUUUUGCAUCGUCUCGGACCGGAGCUACGAUUUCCCGCCGGGCCAGUAUGGCGUGCCGGUGGCGGCGCUGUCGAGCCCCGGUCCGCUGAGCGGAGCAAAGUGUCGGCCGUGCAGGCCAGUUUGUACGGGCAAAUGCGUGGAGGAGGUGAUGGUGGUGGUUGAGAAGGGGUGGAGUUGGACCGAUUGGGGCGGCGGGGCACUUGAGCUUUGCAAUGCUCAUGAAAGCUGGGAAAACGGUUGGGAGAAGAUUUUUGAUAGUGUUGCCGGAAAGAAAUUUGCGGCGACUAGGAAGCGAGUUCACUCUAUGAAAUUUGAUGAAUGCGUUAAUGAUUUUAACGAGUUCAGAAAACAUGCUACUUAUUGGGAUGCACCUUCUGUAGAAGAAAUUUGUACAUUAGGUUUGAAACGAAAUUAGAUUAGAUAUAUAUAUAUUAUUUUUCUCUUGAUCC
Lotus japonicus is the source of this 1666-nucleotide messenger RNA. RefSeq lists its product as uncharacterized. NCBI's taxonomy places the organism in Eukaryota, Viridiplantae, Streptophyta, Magnoliopsida, Fabales, Fabaceae. The transcript has 2 exons. The record is from RefSeq and is a predicted model, not a curated record. The coding region runs from base 409 to 1632 and encodes 407 amino acids.